This is a messenger RNA of Mercenaria mercenaria, 5071 nucleotides long. Its product is annotated as toll-like receptor 1. The record is from RefSeq and is a predicted model, not a curated record. Gene Ontology annotation, molecular function: protein binding; transmembrane signaling receptor activity. Gene Ontology annotation, cellular component: membrane. The coding region runs from base 210 to 2402 and encodes 730 amino acids. Lineage: Eukaryota; Metazoa; Mollusca; Bivalvia; Venerida; Veneridae. The transcript has 2 exons. Gene Ontology annotation, biological process: toll-like receptor signaling pathway; immune response.
ACAUAAUUGUGUAAAACGAAGGAGGAAGUGUUGAAUAACCAUUCAAAUUUUAUGAUGGUGUCGUUCUUUCUUUACAUUUGAAGAAAAAGGUUAAUCUUGGAUUUAUAACUUUUCGGUUGGGUAAUUUCAAAAACUAGAUGCAGAAUUUUGUUUCUGACGAAUAACAGGUCAUGGAUUUAGAUCUAUAUGUUUAGAAGAAAGCAAUAAGGAUGAAGAAAUCAAAAUUUGUUGCUUACUAUUAUUGCUUGAUACAGUUGGUUGUAACAUAUGAACUUCCGGCUGAUUGUAAUUUCUUAAAUACCGUUCUCACCUGUCAGCGAUCAAUACCAAGUGAAAUUCCAGCUAGAACACAAACUGUUUACAUCAAGGAUUACGAUAACGGCAAUAUAGGACAAGGAAGAUUUUCACAUUCCAGCUGGAGAUCAGUUAAACGGUUUGAUAUUAAUGCCAACAUUGAAAUAUCUCUCUACAUCAAAGAUUUUGUAUUUCUGGGGUUAGAAAACAUGACAACACUUGGAAUCCAUGCCAGGAAGGGAAAUAUUGUAGAUGACAAAGCUUUUGUUGGAGUUGAUCUUGUAGAAAAAUUGGACCUUUCUAAUAUGAUAGCUCUAGAAUCGGAAACGCUUAUAAAACCGUUAUUAUAUGAUGAUGUGUUGCCAAAUCUUCGUGUACUAAUCUUAGAGAAUGUGAAUACGGAAGAAAACAAUUUUAAUUUCAACCUUUCACGAAGUUUCGUGCACAUAAUACAGUCGAAAAAUAUAACAGAAAUUAGUUUAAGAGGUACUAACCUUCUUAUAGAAAAUAAUGCAAAUGCCAUUUCAACUGAGGUGCAUAUUCUAGAUGUUUCGAACGUAAGUUUUUCAUUUACAAAAGGGUUUAAAUGGGACAUUAUGUUUCCACAUUUGAAAACAUUGAAUAUUUCUAGUCCCAUUACCAGAUAUUUUUCAAACAUGCGUUAUGCCAACACAGUUAAUAGUGUAAGCUGUGACUAUGAAAGCCUACCGUUAAUAACACUGGAGAAACUUUACGCAAACUUCUAUUACCGUGAUAAAGAGGUUUAUGUCAACAAUGUUACUAUUGACAUGUCUGCACCGUGCUUUCAAGUGAUGAAGUUUGAAGUUAUACACCUUCGAGGAAACAAGUUACCUUUCCUGAAUGCAACAGUUCAUCUUCCUGCAAACUUCUCCUUAUAUGAACUUGAUUUAUCCUUGAAUAGCAUGACAUUUUUAUCUGCAACUGUUUUGAAAGACAUGGUCAACCUCAACAAUUUGUAUCUUGGUGGAAAUUUAUUGUACAGCAUGACAAGUCAUCCUGAUUUUAAAAUCCUUUUCAAGCCCUUGCAUAGGCUUAAAAGAUUAUCUCUUGCCUACAAUCAGAUAACAUAUAUUCCUGUACAGACAUUUCUUCAUAAUUUAAAUCUAGAAUGGCUUGAUUUGCAAGGAAACUAUUUGAUGUCUACAUCAUUUUUGCAUUUACAAAUGUCAAAUUUGAACUUUCUCAAUAUAUCUUACAAUAGAAUCGCAUACCUCACUGGUGAUGAUUUAAUGAAACUAAAGAUAAUAGCAACCGGAAACGGAAGUAAACUGCCAGAAGUUAUGAUGAAUGACAAUCCCUUUGAAUGCUCAUGUGAAACUGUUGACUUUAUAGAAAUGAUUCGUACAACAAUUUUGAAUAACACCCGGCAAUAUAUAUGCAAUUUCGAAAAAGAAACGACACCAAUCAAUGACAAGAGCGUAGCAAAAGCGAAAUUUCUAUGUAUCAGAGCAAUUGUUUAUACCAUUUCUUCAGUUAUAUCUGUGUUGGUAGUUCUGUCAUUAUUCAUAAUGUUCUUUUUAACUUUGCGUUACUUUCGUAAAAAGCGACAAGUAACCAAAUUACAAACUUUCCUUCGAAAGUUCAACAAAAAUCAGCUACGCGAAAAUUUCCUCUGCUUAAUGUCGUAUAGUGACAGCGAUGCGAAUGUUUCAAAUCAAUUAUUUAUACGUUUAGAGGCCUUAUUAAAGGAUAUUGCCAAGUACGAAGGUGAAGCUAUAUGUGUUGAUUUUAAACAUUUUCGAGCAGGUAAAUCUAUUGUUGAAGAAAUUAUGAGAUGUAUGUCUGAAUCACUUGUUGCAGUAUUUGUAGUGUCUGAGGCCUUUUGUCGAAGUGACUGGUGUUGUUUAGAAGUCAAAGAAGCAUACGAACAACAAAAACCAAUUAUUCUUAUCUUCGUUGAAGAGGUAUCAGAAGAAAGUAUGACGAUUUAUAUCAGAAACAUAUUUCACCGUUAUAGUCGGGGUAAGCUUGUUGCGACAGAAAACGGUGAAAUAGACUUCAAGCCUGGUGGCCUUAAAGGACUUUGCAAUUCAAUUAUCUUGUUAGGCAGUGAAGUCGAGCAGCCAACGGAUGAGACUCAAGUAUAAAGUAAAAAAAGGAAUAAAAGCUGUGGAACAGAAACAAACAGACAUUAUUGAAAACUUUGAUAUUCUGAAGAUGCACGAACGAAGGGACAGUAAAGAACCAUAAUUAUAGAAUUUAUAAAUCGCGACAUUUAAAGCUUGCUCCUUAAGACGUUUUUCAAAAUAUCAGUAUUUUUCUCUACAAGUUGUAUUUAUAUAUAGAGAGAUAAACAUGUGUUUGGGGUUUAUUGUAUAUGCAUUUGUAAGGUAUGCUAGGUCCACACACGUACAAAAGAUCACUUACCCAAGUGAGGUAGUCUUUAUGAACUUGGUCAGACAUGCAAAUCAUCCAAAUUUACGACCCUACUGUGAAGUGACUUUAUCUCUUGCUGGAACGUUAAUGUCACGUCGGUAUAGAGAACAAUACAAAAGAUACCUUAUUUUGUGUGAUGACAUCAUUGUCUAUGUGUUGAAUGUUUGCCCAAAGAAGUCAGACAUAAGACAGACCAUGUGGGAUUUUGUCAUAAGUGAUAUGGGAUAACAUUCCUUUAUAGAUUGGAUAAACAAACCUAGAAAUAUUCAGGUUGAUAUUCUUCUCAAUGUUACUUUCAUAAAAUCUCGGUCUUUUUCUUCUAAGACUGCUAUAUCGUAUUUUCAACAACGGAACACUGAGUGGUUACUACAAUGCUGUUCCAUGCAAGCUGACUAUGUAUAUAUGGUGGAUAUUUAAGCGGGACAUGUUGAUAUAUGUAUAUAAUCGUCAUCAACUUGGUUCUUUAUUUCAAUUUAUAUAUCAUUAUUUGUUCUAAGCAUAUAAAUGUUGCAGUCUUGAAAAGGUGAAUUCACCUAUGAGAAUAUCAAAGAUAGAAAGAACUUUCAUCAUGUUUACUUCUCUGUAAAUAACCGAUUUUGUGUUUUGUUUUAUGUACUUAUUACACCGAGUUAACGUUUACGAUGAUGUUAACUUCAUGAUGUCUAUGAUACAUUGAACUGUUUGUUUAUACUAUAUCAAUAUGUAAUUUAUUUGCUCAAUAAGCGUUAGAAUGAUAAAACUUUAUCUAUUAUUAUAACGUACUGACAAGGAAAACACACUUAUUUGAAUAAAUCUGUCUUAACACUGAUCAACGAGUUCAGCAAUUAUAUCGUACAUCGAAGACACAAUAGAACAUAAAUACGCAAUCACCCCAUGUGAUUUUCCGAUUUUCUUCUUGUAUUUGAUUUUCGACAAGGCUUUACAAUAUUGAAAUAACAGUCGUAAUGUAACUGUGUAAGUAAGACAAUUAUUUAUUUAACUACGAAGUUAAAUCCUGUGGCCAAGACACUGGCAACAGUUUGAUGAAAUAGUUCACCUUUGAAAACUUCGUGCUCAUGUGGGCUGAUAAAAAUAAAAUCCUGGUACACGUUUGUACAAAUAUUGUUUGGUAGUUGGAAGGUCUGAGAAAUUAACUUUCUUUCCUUUUAUCAUCUUCUGCAUGGAGAAAGUUAUUCUUUUAAUAAUCUCAUAAUUCUGUGGUAAACCUGCAUGGGUUUUGGCACAGAAAUAUUUUGCUUUUUGUAAAUAUCUGAAUAAAUAGUUUACAUUACCAUGUUCUUUUAUCAUAUAUUAAAGAAUACAUUAAGACGGAGCUUUGCUGAAAAUUUGAACCUUAUUGAGUAAAUAUUGUUCAAGUUAUUCCCAAAAAUAUACAUAAAAAACUCCCGACUUCGAGAAAGUUUAUCAGCAGAAACCAUUAAAUGCUCCUAAAUACAUAUUUUAUAUUUUGCCAUGGUAUUUCCACUUUCAAUAUAUUGUAAAUAUAUGUCUUAAUAUUUAUGUAAAGUUUGAGGACAUGACAUUAUGUAGCUUUAAAGCAAUCUUGAAAAAUCUACUUUGUUUACAUUUUGCUAGUCCAUUUCUUAUGUGACUAGAGCUGGCCAAUGAAAAUUAUUUAUUAAAAAUAUUUAGAGAUAUUGUUCAGGUCUGAAACUUAACUGUCAUGUCAGGGAUAUUAAUUUUUAGUUAUGUGAAAUUUUGUAGAUUUUUUAGCAGCCCUGUUCUGUUGUAAUCCUUUAAAAAUGGCCCUUAGAUGUGAAGACUGAUUUUGGCAGCCAUAUUGGAUAUCUUAGGAGAAUUUGUGUGUCAAUUCUUUGACACUUGAUUUAAGUACUUUUAAAUCAUUAUUUGUAAUUUGAAAUAUACUGAUAAGGUGCAGUUUUUCUUCUAGUUUGUGUUUAUGUAAUUGGUUUUUGAUGACAUUUAUUCUGUUUCUUGCAUUUGGUGAGAAAAGUUUUACAUAUUUGGGAAAAUGUCAUUGACCAAUCAGAUUGCAGCAUUUUUGGUGCUUCUCUAUAAAUAUGGGCUUAUCAGUUAUUUCUUGGCUCUUCUAGUUUACACUUUUGGAUUAAACACUUCACUUUGUUAGGAAAAUAUUGGAAAUUUGGAGCCAAUUUUUGGAACUUUGGACUUAUUUUUAUUGGGGAAUAAUUUAGAAAUUUAGAGUUUAAUUCAUUUGCUUAAGAAAAUUACUGGAAUUAUUACAUGCAUUUUAUUUGGACUUUUCUGAUAAUUUUGACAUAUUCUUAAAGGAACUAAAUUGCAUAAUUGGUGUAUAUAGUAAUUGUAGAAGCUUAUUUGUAGACAUAAUUUAGAUAUUUGUAGUUGUAAAUGUGUGGUUAUGAGAGUACUUUUGAUUUAAUAGAUUUAUAAAACUGGA